GAACCUUCAAGUGACCUUGAUGCUUAAGAUAACACGGUUUGCGCAUGUGCGCAAGCUUUCUAACAUUAAUAUGCCUCACGUAAACGUAGUAAAAGAAGGUCUUGCUGAGGUUACACUUCCAGAUGGUGUGUUUUACAACCCAGUUCAGGAGUUUAACAGAGAUAUCACUGUAGCCAUGAUAAGUCAAUUCGAAAAACUUCACAGAAAGGAAUCCCUCCGUAAACUAAAGAAUCUGCCAGAUCUGAAUUACCUACUGGUUUGAAAAUACUUGAAGCACUAGCGGCAUCUGGAAUAAGGUCUGUUAGAUUCGCUCUGGAAGUACCAAAUGUUUCCUGUGUAACUGCCAAUGACCUUAGUCCGGAUGCCGUUAUUUUAAUUGGAAAGAAUGCUGCACAUAACAACGUGAGUAGUGUGGUUCAUGCUGUCUGCAAUGAUGCUAUCGACCUCAUGUACACACAUCGGACAUGUAGUGAAAGGUCAGUUUACCUUCAUUGAGCUCUUAAAUGAUGAGGUAUCAGAGCAUUUUUGUAUUGCCGAGUAUAUAGGUAAGUAACAGCAUUAUUUAUCGCAUCAAAUAUUGCUGUUUGCUGGGUUACUAUUUAACAGACUGAGUUGAAAGAGCUAGCCAUUGAAUCUCCGGAUACCCGUGAAGAUUCACUGCAUUGACCAGGUGAAGUCAAGUAAUUAGCCACGCUGGGGUCCUGUAUACAUGUCUCAAAGACAGCAUGCAUCCAUGACUCGAUAUUCCAGAGUUUUGGGGGGCAAUACGUGCUGUCCGAUUUGGCAUUGAUCGGACGUUUAAAGCUCCAAUAUGAAAUCGACAGCGGGGUUCUAGGAGACUAGGGGUAAGGUUUCGAAGGCUUGGAUUUUUGGAAGUUGGUUCACAUUAAGCAGUUUAGGCUGUAAGUGGCUUAAUGUUGGUAUCAGAAAGUGAAAGUAAAGUAGGUAGGGACAUUUAUGAAACUACCUACUACCCUUUCACUAAAUAACAAAAUAUUUAUAAAACGGCAAAAAAUGAUGGUAACCGUCCACAUUGUGUUCAGGAAAAAUUAUGAAAUGCAAUAUAGCAUUCCACCUCUGCGUACACCUAAUUUCUUUUGGUAAUUGGGGUGCAUGUAGACAUGACUACCACCUGAAAACCGUAAUUUGCUGGGGAUGUUUUAACGUGUGGUCAAAAAUGUACACUACCGAGGACGCAGCAGUUAAUGAGGAACUGCUCUUCGUUGACUCAAAUCCUCAACUGUUAACAACUAUUUCUAAGGUAUCGAACUAUCUACAACGCAAAUAACAGGCAGACGGACAGGAAAAUCGACGUAAAUCACUGAGUAGAAAUACAGUUUUACACUUCACAGUAGCGUGUAGAAGGUAUCUCAUAUGGUAUGUAUUCAUGAUUUUAUAUUCCUACCAGUUUUAGGGUCAGGGUAGAAGUUUUGUAUGUUAGCUUGAGAUACCUCUCUUUUUAUCUGUACGAGUCUUCGCAUAACUUAUCUGCAAUAGUUUUUGUGUAUCAGUGAAUCCCAUUACUGUCACUUCGAAAUCCAUAAAAUCUAUUCUUUGUUACUUGUGUUAGGUUUAAUGUGGUUGACAUUGACCCUUUUGGAUCGGCAAGUCCAUUUUUGGACUCUGCCGUUCAAUGCUUGCACAAUGGUGGACUACUAUGCGUAACAUCUACUGAUAUGGCUGUUUUAUGUGGGUCCACUCCUGGGACUUCGAUGAGUAAAUAUGGUGGACUAGCAAUUAAAACUGGUUCUACUCAUGAAGUUGCAUUACGGAUACUUUUGAAUGCAAUGCAGUCAGCUGCUAGUCGAUAUGGUAAAGUUAUUGAACCGUUGUUAUCUUUAUCGGUGGAUUUCUACGCUCGGGUAUUUGUUCGUGUUUGGCAUAGCCCAAUAUCUGUGAAGGCAAUUGCAGCUAAACAUGGGAUUUGUUUUAUGUGUCCUGGAUGCCAUGCGUACCACAUACAACCUUUAGGUAUAGCAGUUAACAGUCCGAAAGCAAUUACUCCAGCUCAUGGUCCACCCAUAGGACCUCAGUGUGCAGAAUGUGGUUCAAAAUUUCGUGUGUUUGGCCCCAUGUGGAUUGGACCCUUGCACAAUCGUCCCUUCUUGCGUGAAUUCCUUUCUGAUUUGGGUUGCCCUCCUAAAGUCAUUGACGGAGACUCAAAUCACUUCAAUCCUGGAAGCUACUCUCCGUUAGUGACGAAAAAUACAAUUCAAAAUUCCCCGGAAAUAUCCAGUGAAUCAACAGUUCAGUGUGAGCCAUUAGUGAGUAAGAACUAUGGUACGCUUAAACGUAUCAUAGGUAUGGUUACAGUGGCGUAUGAAGAACUACCUGAUGUACCUUUAUAUUACGAACUUGACCAACUAGCAUCAGCUUACGGCUGUACCCUACCUAAAUUACUCGAUUUACACUCUUGUCUUCUGAAUGCCAACUACCGUGUAUCCUGCUCGCAUGCUGAUAAAAAAUCUUUGAAAACUGAUGCACCGCACUCAUUUGUACUCGACUGUUUUCGGGCACACUAUGAAAGACAAAACCCUACUCAAAAGGGAGAUGGUGAGGAAAACUCCAAGGAAGAAACUAAAGCAUCAGAGAAAAUCACCGUUCGAGAGAAGAGACGUUUAAAACGUAAGCGUCACGCUAAUAAGAACAUAUGUGAUUCACCAGAUGAGGAAGACAAUGAUUCCGAACCGGAGAAUGUUCCAAACCAUCAAGUAGUACGCGCUAAUCUAUUGGUCAGGCCAAUCAAUCCAUUAGUUUCCUUUACUCGUCAUCCGCUUGCCAAUCCUCCUUCACGGGAUGAUGGGUUGCUCAGAUAUCAAUUGAAUCCUGAGAAACAUUGGGGUCCGAAGUCCAGACCGAAGAUGAAAAACAAAUCUCAAUGAACUAAACAUAUAGUAUACUUAUAUUUCGUUGUAUUGUGGCGCAGUGUAUGUACUAUUUCUCUUGUGCAAAUAUUUCCCGAUUACACCUGCCUUUUCUAGAUGGUAUAUUACAGUCAAGACAUUUUGCCCACC
Heterobilharzia americana is the source of this 3014-nucleotide messenger RNA. The record is from the annotation of a GenBank genome assembly. NCBI's taxonomy places the organism in Eukaryota, Metazoa, Platyhelminthes, Trematoda, Strigeidida, Schistosomatidae.